CGUCCCUACGUCCUUCCGCUCAUUCUCCACUUGAUUCCCCACCUCACUAUUCCUCUCAAAAUGACGAAGCGCGCAUCCCCUGGUGCAGACACCGAGAAGAGCCCGUUUGCGGACUACGAGACUCGUGAUGAGGAUAUCGUCAAGCUCAAGGACCUGCAGGAGCAGGAUGAGCGGAAGCAACUUGCCAGCGAGUUCUACCACCUGAAGCUGCUUCAACCUUACUUCGAGAAGCGCCGCGCGACCUUGAAGUCGAUCCCCAAGUUCUGGCCGAUCGCCCUCAUGAACAUGCCUCAGAUCGCCAUCUACCUUGGCCACAAUGUCGAUCAGCAAGCAUUGAGCUACUUGGAGGACCUCUGGGUCGUUCGUGACCCGGUUGAACCGCGGGCUUUCACCCUCGAGUUCUACUUCAAGGAGAACCCUUACUUCUCCAACACGGUCCUGAAGAAGGAGUUCAAGUACGCGCCGGCUGGUGACGCGGACAAGAGCAAGGUCGAUGAGGAUGGCGUCUCCGAUGCCCACGCCGACUUCAGCUGGGAGCGUGAUGUGAAGCCGCAGGCCACGAAGAUCGACUGGAAGGACCCGGAGAACGCGUUCACCAAGAAGUACCCGCGUCAGGUGUCGGAGGAGGAUGGCCCUGACGACCUCUCGGGCGACCCGGGCAGCUUUUUCAACUUUUUCGAGGUUGAGUCGGACCCUCUGGACCUUGGCGCCUCUGUCUUGGAGGUCUUCAUGGAGCCGAUCCCUGCAUUCUUCGGUGAGGCCGAGGAGAUCGACUCUGAGGACGAGGAAGACGAUGACGACGACGCGGAGGAGAUUGACCUAGAGAAGCCUCGCGCGAAGAAGCAAAAGGUCUAAGGCAUUCUUCCUUGGACUACUCUGGCUUUUCGGCCAACCGUGCCCAGGCGCGUACUCAUACCAUGUCUCGUGUUGUAACUGUUAUACAGUAUCUACGUGCGAAUUUAUAUAGAUAUCUUGGUGUGACGUUAACCCCAUGGUGGCCCACGGCACCCCCCGAUGACCGCAGCAAGUCGAACCAGUGCCCGCGAGCUCGAGGAAAUGGGGUGCG
Molecule: messenger RNA, 1066 nt
Organism: Schizophyllum commune H4-8
Lineage: Eukaryota; Fungi; Basidiomycota; Agaricomycetes; Agaricales; Schizophyllaceae
Exons: 5
Coding region: 61-855 (264 amino acids)
Biological process (GO): nucleosome assembly
Cellular component (GO): chromatin; nucleus
Molecular function (GO): histone binding; chromatin binding
Source: RefSeq, a predicted model, not a curated record